UAUUAUCUUAGGGGUGCCUGGUUUUAGGUAUGUGCUAGUUGGCAGCUAGCUUACGAUUUUGCAUGUAGAAGCUUCUAAAAGCCCCCCGAUUGAAAGGCCGCUACGUACUCCCUCCACUAUUUUUUUUUUUUUUUUUUUUUAAACAAAAACGACAUCACCACUUAUUAUCUCUUGAUUCUUACUAAUCCAUUUUUUAUCCCUUUUAAACUUCCGUCAAUCCUGCACCUUAUUGCGCAAUUACGGUUACUACCUACACCCAAGGGUUGCAUACUAUGAUCUUUGUCAUCCGAAACUCAACUUAACGCGGUCAUGCGAUUCCGUGACCACUCCCAGCAAGUCCUCCAAUUGACCGGGUCCUUCACGGGCUAUCGGCCUAUUCACGAACUUGGCAACGGUUAUCUUAGCGCAACCAAAUACUUCAAACAGCCAUUAUGCGGUAACGAAGAAGGAUGGGGUCCUCUGAGCCCUUUUCGCUAUGAUUUUACGCCCUGCUUCAUCGAUAUAUGGGUUUUCGCCGUCGCCGUCUUCGGUAUUUUCGGAGGAGCUUUGGCGGUGUGGUAUAUCUUGAGGAAGCGGAAGCCUACUGAAGUUUCUAAGGAUUGGCAUUUCUGGCUUAAACAGUCGCUCCUAGUUCUCAUCAUCGCCGACGUCGCCGUCCAGCUCGUUAUUCAGAUCAUCCACUUUCCUGCAAUAUGGCACGGCGAUUUUCGCGUCCUUACUACAGUUGCUACCAUCUUAUCUCUCGGUGUCAUUUUCGCAAUCCAAUGGCUUGAACACGAUCGCAUGAGGAAUGCUAAUGGUGUUGCUCUGUUUUACUGGUUACUCCUCCUGAUCGCGUAUGCUGUCAAGCUAAGAUCCUUGAUUUCUCAGCAGAUAUACGACAACAACCUGCCAUACUUUGUUGCAUACACUGUCGGAUUUGGCCUAUCUGUUAUUGAAUUCGCAAUCGAAUGGCUUUGGCCCAAAAAGACUAGCACGUACGAAGCCUUGGUUGAUGAAGAGGGCGAGGAAUGUCCUGUAGAAUAUUCAACUGUAUUUUCUCGUCUCGCCUUUUCGUGGAUGACUCCAUUGAUGAGGCAUGGAUACAAGCAAUAUCUUACGGAAGAAGAUCUUUGGGGACUCUCCCUUAACGACAAGACCUCUGUGACAGGAGAUAGGUUUGAAAAAGCAUGGAAAUAUCAGCUAGAACACAAAAGCCGUCCUAAUCUAUGGAUCGCCUUAUUUCAAGCUUACGGCGGACCUUAUAUGCUUGCUGCCGUGUUCAAAGCUGUCAAUGACCUAGCAGCUUUCUCUCAGCCGCAGCUUUUACGUUACCUCAUUAGCUUCGUCGAUUCUUAUAGCGAGGGAAAGGAGCCUCAGCCGCCUGUUAAGGGUGCCGCUAUCGCUAUCGCUAUGUUUUUUGUCGCGUGCAUACAGACUAGCAUGAUUGCCCAAUAUUUCCAGCUUGCCUUCACAACCGGUAUGCAUAUCAAGUCGGGUCUAGCUUCCGCUAUCUACAAAAAGUCACUGAAGCUCUCUAACGAGGCGCGAUCUACGAAAACAACCGGCGAUAUCGUCAACUAUAUGGCGGUCGACGCACAGCGUCUUCAAGAUCUGACCCAAUUCGCGCAGCAACUUUGGUCCGCUCCCUUCCAGAUUACGCUUUGCAUGAUUUCACUGUACCAACUUGUGGGCUGGUCUAUGCUCUCUGGCAUUGCCGUCAUGAUCAUCAUGAUUCCUAUUAAUGGUUUUAUCGCAAGAUAUAUGAAGCGCUUACAGAAGAGUCAGAUGAAGAAUAAGGAUGCGAGGAGCCGUCUAAUUGCUGAAAUCAUCAACAAUAUGAAGAGCAUCAAGCUCUAUGCUUGGAGCACGGCUUUCAUGAACAAACUGAACUUUGUUAGGAAUGAUCUCGAGCUAAAGAACCUCCGCAAGAUUGGUGCCGGUCAGGCAAUUGCCAAUUUCACCUGGUCCACCACUCCAUUUCUGGUUUCAUGUUCAACCUUCGCAGUUUUCGUAUGGACACGAGAUGUUCCACUGACGACCGAGAUUGUGUUCCCUGCUCUAGCAUUGUUCAAUCUUCUUACCUUCCCACUUGCUAUCCUACCCAUGGUCAUCACCUCCAUUAUCGAAGCUAGCGUCGCUGUCGGCCGCCUGACAGACUAUUUAACUGCGGAAGAGAUCCAACCCGAUGCCAUCGUCGUUGGCCCACCGGCCGAAGAGGUGGGCGAUGAUGCAGUCGUUAUUCGCAAUGCAACAUUCUCAUGGAACCGUCACGAGGCGAAGAACGUUCUUCGAAAUAUCGAAUUCAGCAGUCGCAAGGGGGAGCUUACAUGCGUGGUUGGCCGAGUGGGCUCUGGAAAGUCGUCCCUCCUGCAAAGUAUCUUGGGCGAUUUGUGGAAGAUCGAAGGUGAAGUGCGCGUUCAAGGUUCGAUAGCGUACGUUGCCCAGCAGCAGUGGAUUAUGAAUGCAACUGUAAAGGAGAACAUCAUAUUUGGGCACCGAUACGACUCCAAUUUCUACGAAAGGACUGUCAAGGCAUGUGCACUACUCGCUGAUUUUGCACAAUUACCUGACGGGGAUGACACUGUCGUUGGUGAGAGAGGUAUUUCUCUAAGUGGUGGACAAAAGGCUCGAGUUGCUCUGGCGCGAGCAGUAUAUGCGCGGGCUGAUAUCUACCUCCUUGAUGAUUGCUUGUCUGCUGUAGAUUCUCACGUGGGAAGACAUAUUAUCGAUCAUGUACUAGGUCCGAAAGGUCUCCUCAGUUCCAAAUGCAGAAUUUUGGCUACCAAUACUAUCUCAGUCCUCCCCGAAGCUGAUUACAUAUAUCAGCUUAAAGAUGGUGAGAUUGUCGAGAGCGGUACCUUCCGUCAGUUGGUAGCCAUGAAAGGGGGCAUUGCAGAGCUUGUAAGGUCUUCGGGUCAAGAAUCUGGAACAGCGUCUUCAUCGUCUACCCCUGAAGGUUCGGGAAGUGAGACGUCUACGUAUAUCGAACCAGAUAAUAAUCAGGACAAGGAAGAGAUCGAAGAAGCUCAGGAAGGCCUUGCUGAAUUGGCACCCAUUAAGACUGGACCUUCUGCAAGCUCGACAGCACAGAAGCGAAGAGGCAGUUUGGCGACUCUAAGGCGCGCAAGUGCGGCUAGUUUUAGAGGUCCCAGAGGCAAACUCGGUGAUGAGGAGAACUCUAACUAUAAGACAAAGCAAGCUAAGGAGCACUCGGAGCAGGGCAAAGUGAAAUGGGAUGUCUACAAGGAAUAUGCAAAGACCAGCAACCUAGUUGCUGUGGGCGUAUAUCUCUUCACUUUGAUUGCGGCCCAAACGGCGCAGAUCGGUGGAAACUUUUGGUUGAAAGACUGGUCAGAUAUGAAUGGAAAAGCCGGCCAUAACCCUCAUGUUGGAAAAUACCUAGGCAUUUACUUUGCUUUUGGUGUCGGCUCAUCCGCGCUCACUGUCAUUCAAACUUUGAUCCUAUGGAUAUUCUGUUCUAUUGAAGCUUCGAGAAAACUUCACGAGAGAAUGGCAACCGCCAUCUUCAGGUCGCCAAUGUCAUUCUUUGACACCACGCCAGCAGGCCGAAUUUUAAACCGCUUCUCUAGCGAUGUUUAUAAGCUGGAUGAGGUCUUGGCCAGAACGUUCAACAUGCUCUUUGUGAAUCUAGCUCGGUCGGGGUUUACUCUAAUCGUCAUAUCCGUCGGCACCCCCGCGUUCGUUGCAUUAAUCAUACCGCUGAGCUUCAUAUACUGUUGGGUGCAACGAUACUAUCUCAGAACAUCACGAGAACUUAAGCGAUUGGAUAGUGUCAGCCGCAGUCCCAUCUAUGCACACUUCCAGGAGUCACUUGGUGGCAUCAGCACUAUUCGGGCGUACCGACAGCAGGAGCGUUUUGAGCUAGAGAAUGAAUGGCGUGUUGACUCAAAUUUGCGAGCCUACUUCCCAUCUAUCAGCUCAAACAGAUGGUUAGCGAUCCGAUUAGAGUUCCUCGGAGCCAUCAUCAUCCUCGGAGCUGCAGGAUUCUCUAUUAUCUCCGUUACAAGCCAUAGCGGUUUGACGCCUGGAAUGGUGGGCCUGAUUAUGUCGUACGCCCUACAGAUCACAACGUCACUAAAUUGGAUCGUCCGCCAAACGGUGGAAGUGGAGACGAAUAUCGUAUCUGUGGAACGAGUCCUCGAGUAUGCACGUCUCCCUAGCGAAGCCCCCGAGAUCAUCCCUGGGCACAGGCCUCCCGUUGCUUGGCCCGCGAAUGGAGCUGUUAAGUUCCACAACUUCAGUACUCGCUAUCGCCCAGGCUUAGACCUAGUACUAAAGAAUAUUAACCUGGAUAUUAAGUCUCGUGAGAAGAUAGGUGUGGUUGGAAGAACAGGAGCUGGAAAGUCUUCCUUGACCUUAUCGCUCUUCAGAUUAAUUGAACCGGACUCUGGACAUAUAAGCAUAGAUGAUCUCAACACCUCUACCAUUGGAUUAUUAGACUUGCGACGACGUCUUGCCAUCAUCCCCCAAGAUGCAGCUCUGUUCGAAGGUACAGUUCGGGACAACUUGGAUCCAGGCCAUGUCCAUGACGAUACGGAGCUUUGGAGCGUUCUAGGUGAGUAGUUACAUUAAUCCCACCCACUCCCAUUCGCGCCGCAGGGCGGAGAGAACACAUGUGCCCGCGUU
Molecule: messenger RNA, 4629 nt
Organism: Daldinia caldariorum
Lineage: Eukaryota; Fungi; Ascomycota; Sordariomycetes; Xylariales; Hypoxylaceae
Product: ABC transporter type 1, transmembrane domain-containing protein
Exons: 5
Coding region: 310-4566 (1418 amino acids)
Biological process (GO): transmembrane transport
Cellular component (GO): membrane
Molecular function (GO): ABC-type transporter activity; ATP binding; ATP hydrolysis activity
Source: RefSeq, a predicted model, not a curated record